CGGCGAGCGGCAGGGGCGGGGCGAGCGGGCGGACGCCCAGUUCCCGGUAACCGCGGGAGGAGUGGGGCCGCCGCCGCCGCCGCCCCAAGCCGUUCCCUCCCGCAGAGCCAUGGAGCAGCCCCGGCGCAUCACCGAUUCCUUCCCGCGGCGGCGGCGGCGGCAAGCGGGGCGAAUCCCGGGCAGGGACAAGGGCAAGGUCAAGAGCUGGCCACGACCCCGGCCCCGGGACCCCCCGCCCGCCGAGGAGACCCCGCCGCCCCCACCGGACCCGGCCCUCCUGGAGAUGCUGCGGCGCUUUGACCUCGCUUGGGAGUACGGGCCCUGCACCGGUAUCACCCGCCUGCAGCGGUGGGAGCGGGCGCAGGCGUUGGGGCUGAGCCCCCCAAGCCCCGUACGCGACGCCCUCCUGGAGCACCAGGACAACCCCGAUGUCACCUACAGCCUCUGGCACAAGUAUGCCCUCUGAGCCGCUGCGCCCCACGCCGGAGGGAGGAGAUGCAGGGGGGCCUCUGCUCACUGUCCCCCCCAGGCCUGUCCGCAGCCAUGCCGCAGCCUGGGAACACUGGGCAGAUUAAAGGCUGGUGUGAGUGAA
Phalacrocorax carbo (great cormorant) is the source of this 592-nucleotide messenger RNA. NCBI's taxonomy places the organism in Eukaryota, Metazoa, Chordata, Aves, Suliformes, Phalacrocoracidae. The record is from RefSeq and is a predicted model, not a curated record.